AAUGUACAACAUUUUGACAGCAAAAUCAUCGGAGCGCGAUACUAUAAUAGCCAAAACUUUUACGAUACUACCGACAUCAUACCUCUGAGGGACUCAGUCAGACAUGGGACUCACACAGCCUCCAUUGAAGCAGGUAGAGAAGUGGCAGGAGCAAGUGUCUUUGGCUUGGCUCAAGGAAUUGCAAGGGGUGGAAUUUCUAAUGCAAGAAUUGCUGUGUACAAAGUUUGCUGGGCGAUGGGAUGUAGCAUUGCAGAUAUCUUGGCUGCUUUUGAUGAUGCAAUUGCUGAUGGAGUUGACAUCAUAUCAGCUUCGUUUGGGAUGUCUGCAGCUUACACCUUCACAGACGACCCAGUUGCAAUUGGAUCCUUUCAUGCAUUAAAGAAAGGGAUUUUGACCAUAACUGCUGCAGGGAACUAUGGACCUCUGUGUGCUCCUAUCAGUAAUGUCUCACCGUGGCUACUUACUGUGGGAGCUAGCACUAUUGACAGGAAGUUUGUGACUCAAUUGGCUCUUGGAAAUGGAAAAACCUUCAUGGUGAGCAAUUCUUAUCUACCCUACUCUAACUUUUGUCGUCCAAGAAACUUUCAUCUCUAA
Prunus mume (Japanese apricot) is the source of this 594-nucleotide messenger RNA. The record is from RefSeq and is a predicted model, not a curated record. Lineage: Eukaryota; Viridiplantae; Streptophyta; Magnoliopsida; Rosales; Rosaceae.